AUGAUUAAUGAGGCCAAGGAAGUUCUACAUCAGCAGUUCAAGGUCAAGGAUCUUGGUAAACUGAGAUACUUCUUAGUCAUAGAAAUCUUGAGAUCACAACAUGGUAUUUUGCUGAAUCAAAGAAAAUACACCUUGGAGUUGAUUUUAGAGUUAGGAUUGAGUGGAGGAAAUUCUGCAGUCACGCCAUUGGAGAUCAAUCAGAAGUUAACUUCAUUGGAGUAUGAUAAAGAAGCUAGAGUGCAGGGAGAUGAUCCUAUAGUUGACAUUACAGGAUAUCAAAAGCUCAUAGGAAAGCUUUUGUAUCUGAUAGUCACUCGACCAGAUAUAAGCUAUGCAGUACAGAAUCUUAGCCAAUUCAUGCAAGCUCCAAAGAAGUCUCACAUAGAUGCAGCUAUUAGAGUGGUCACAUAUCUGAAGGCAACACCUGGCAUGAGAGUCCUUAUGCACAUGGAAUCCACAGAGACACUGUUGGGAUUUUGUGAUUGA
Nicotiana tabacum (common tobacco) is the source of this 486-nucleotide messenger RNA. NCBI's taxonomy places the organism in Eukaryota, Viridiplantae, Streptophyta, Magnoliopsida, Solanales, Solanaceae. The record is from RefSeq and is a predicted model, not a curated record.